This is a messenger RNA of Symbiodinium sp. CCMP2592, 8478 nucleotides long. Lineage: Eukaryota; Dinophyceae; Suessiales; Symbiodiniaceae. The record is from the annotation of a GenBank genome assembly.
AUGGAGGACACAGCCGAGCCAGUGCCAACGGGUAUCUCAGAUAUGACAUUGGCAACUGAUGAAGCAAGUGAUCAAGGAUUUCCUCCAUUAAUGCCAACAGGUGAUAGUCAUUUGCCGAAUGACGGACUGGCAAUCAUGUCACAUGAUGCAGCGCACUCUCCGAUUGAUUCGUUGCUUAGGGAACGUGUCCCUACUACGCCAGUAUCUAUUGCACCUGUUACUCCGGUAGGAAUACCUGGACCAUUGGCUCAUGCUACGGGCGUGCCCAGCCCAUCAACACCAAUCUAUUCACCUCACUAUCAUCAAGCAAGCCUCACCCAGAACCUUCAGGUUGUCGAUGCCAGGCAGUUGACGAUUAAUCAGGAUGCAUCUCCGAUGGUCGCCUUUGCCGCCGAGGCACGACACAAUCAGAUUAUCGGCGAAUUGGGAGCAGAACAUCAGGAGCAGCUCCGUGCAAUGUACAAUAGUGGGCUUGCAGAGGUGAACAAGUUGAGGAACGAAUUAGGCAAUGCUAACAUUGCGUUGUCGAUUCAGAGGUCUGAAAUGGGUCAAGGUGAAGUUCGUUUCCAACAAACCGAAAGCGCGAGGGAACUCGCUGUCAUUGAAGCCAACCGGCAAGCGGAAGCUGCCCGUAGAGCUUUAGAGGAAGCUAACAGCAAUGCCAGGCGCCUUCGCGAAGUGGAAACUUCUGCCCGUCAGAAUGAUGCAAUGCGAUCCCAUGAGGUCGCUGACAUGUCAUCUCGGAUGGAUGAACUGAUGAGGCAGCUUCACGCCCAGCGUCAGCAGACAGAGGUAUUGAUUCAGCAGAAUAGUGCAUUAAGCUCCAGGGUUCGAGAUUUCGAAGCUAGAGAUGCUGCUUUGAGGAUUCAAGAGGGAAUUCCACAAGGGCCUCCACCCGGCAUUCCCGUGCAUCCCAUUUCCACCCCGAAGCAUGGAGGUGACACUCCUACGGAACAGGCGACGGACGCCGGGAGGCGAACCCCUCCAGAUGGCUCCAGCCCAGGUGGCGGUGGUGGUGGCGGCGGGCCUGAUGGCAACGGCCCCAGCGGAGGCGAUGAUGAUCAUGAUCGUCGCAGUCGGAAGCGAGAUCCUUCGUCUUCCCCUUCUAGCUCUAGCAGUAGCUCCGGUGAUUCGAGUUCUUCAUCAUCCCGCAUUGAUAGGAAGACCAUGAAGAAGCUCCUUAAGCGGAUGAGUGAAGCUGUUGGUGACCCUAUUCGUUUCGACGAUAAUCCGAUGCUCAUCAACAUCCCACCUGACGGAAAGAUGUUGCCGACAGAACCCGAGACACGGAGGUACUUGAAGUCCUUCGGUGGGGAACCUCCUAGACCUAGUCAACAGGACGUCAAAGAUGCACUGACGACUGCCAGAAUGCUUAAAGCAACUCUGGAUGCAUAUGGUUCCGGGAUAAGGGCUAAGUGUGGUUAUGAGUGUGACACGGAAUUCGGUUGCGACAAGUGCAUUCCGAAACACAUUGAAGCUACCUGUGUUGCAGCUACCAAAGCGGAAGCCCAGCAGCUCGACAUUGAGUGGAUCGCGGAUACCGGCAGCGCCCAGGACCUGGUUUCACAGGGGGAUCUCGGAUCUUUGAGAAGCCAUCGUUCCCAAAAUCCUAUCGGUAUUGUGACGGCUAAUGGGCCUAGCACUGCUGAGAUUCAGUCCAACAUCGCAGAUUACGUCCCCUACCUCAAAUCGUGGAAGGAAGGUGUGGCGGUACCUGCGAGGCGGAAGCCCCAGCCCGAUGAGGACCAUAAGAAUGAUUUGGUUCUUUCGCUUGAAGAGGCUGAGGGAUAUGCAAGGGAACUUCGGAUCAACGGCGACUUUCGUCUGGGAUCGUGUUACAAACUUUUGAAAUUGACACCAUUCAAGUCUACAGGGAAUUCGAGGAGAAUGAAAGCUACUGAAAAUGACGACUCGGUUGAAGAUGAAGUUGGCAGGGACUACAUAAUCAUCGGCGCUUGGAUUUUUAGCGGUAUGACUGGAAUCACAACUUCUGUAGACCGUCAUGCUCAGCUGACCAAGUACCUGAUCGCCUUCAUGAAGUCAAGAGGGUUGAAAGAUACCUUUACGUCCAUCUGCAUCAACCAUGGUGGCAAUCGCCGGGUGCAUCGAGACUUGUUGAAUCAUGAUGACUCGCUCAAUCACACUCUAGGCGUUGGAAGCUAUCAUGGUGGUUCCGUAUGGGUUGAGCGGAAGGACGACACUCCCGUAUUUCGCAGAGAAGGUGUAGCUGGUGGGAAAUCAAAGUGCGUCAAGGUUACGGGGGGACUCGAAGUCAAUGGAAGAGUAUACGACACUCAUGAUCGAAUGUUAUCCUUCCACCCCAAGCUUUGGCAUCAGGCACAGCCUUGGACAGGUGAUCGAUGGACCAUCACUGCAUACACGAUUCGGGAUGUAGACGGGUUGAGCUGGGAAAAGUCAAAGUCGCUAAUGUCGCUUGGGUUUCAGUUGAAUUCAUCAAGACGGUUACCAUUUGUUCCAUCAUUGAUUACCGGCGACAGCGAUGAAGAGCUCACACUUUACGACUUUGUGAAGAAGAAGAAGAAAGCCGAAGCCGAGAAAGAUAAGGUUCCUGAACCAGCUCCUCCUCUGAUGAAGAGUAAGGCCAAGUCUAAGCCCAGCAAGCCUGAUGCCGGGCGGAAGCCUGAGCCCGAGCCUGAAAAGGGUGCAGACAUGUCUGAUCUUUUUGAUAUUGAGGAGCAUUUCGAUGAAGCCGGGGAGUUGAAAAGUGCCGAGGAUCAGCCACCUCCUCCUCCUGAUUAUACGGAGUACUUUCCUGAUGAAGGUGUUAUUGUUCGCCAUCAUAUGCAGCCUCGCAAAGCCAAGUAUGCUGUUAGCGCUGCGGAAGCAGACGUCUUGAACAUCGGCGACCUGCGGUUGACCGAACGUCAGCUUCUUGGAAGUACUUCUGCAGAAGAACAAUGGGAUGAUGGUUUCCGGGGGGGUAAGGCUUCGGGACUUUGGACGGGAACCACUUACUUGUUUGAUCGUGGUAUUGAUAAGCAUCAUGCCGUGGCUGCUGUUAAGCGCAUUCGUGACAAGAACACAGCUAAAAAGGAAGCUAGGAAACAGGCUUUCUAUGACAUCAGCCAAUUGUCGAGUGGCACCGGAUGCAUGAAACAACCCGUCAACAUCAUCGAGUAUGACAUGAAGUCUUUUCUUGAACAAGCUGUACAAAAGUACAAAGACCUUGCUGGCCCCAAGUAUCACACUCUCAAGUCAGCCUCUACUCCUUUCGCCGACGAGAAGAUCGCGAGGCCCAUCGACGAUGAGGCCGAGGCAAAGGGAUGGCUCGUUAUGAUCUUUUACGGGCUGUUCAGGGAUUGGCAAGCAGAGCCUGCUUCGCCAAUCGUCGUGCCGGACAACCUCGAGAAGAGGAUCGAGCCCGAGAACAACGGGGUUCUCAUCGAAUGGGGACAUGAUCCGUCGUUCUCUCUGCUCGGAAGGGCAGACGAUAGUGGUAGCGGUAGCCCAUCUGUCGUUCGGGUCACUCAUAGCAUGGACCUUAACAGUACUCAGACGAGUAGGGACUUGCUCAAGGUCGUCAAAGGCUAUGCCAAGUCGAAUGUUCCCAUUACCGUUUGGGUUGACCUGCGCUUUGCGGGGGGUCCUGAUGAUCGCAAACACUUUGGCAAGCUAUGGUCUUCUUUCGUCAACUUAAGCACCGGAUUGGAUUUGAAUAACUGCCAUUACGUCGUUAUUGCUCCCUGGGAUCAUUUCUCAUGGAAGAUGGAUCGAGUUGUCAGGUGGUGUUCCAAUCAUGAGUGUACGAGUUUUGAACUUCUUGAUGGCGAAAGAUCAGGCAAUUUAGGUCAUUGGAGAUUGCAUACUUCCUACAAGAAUUUGCCAAUUGAAGUGAUGAACUAUUUUCAUGGCUGUAAGCUCAAGAACAUUUCAGAGCCACAAUUUCCUGUUCGACAAGCUGCUGUUGCGGUACAAGUUACUCUGAGCGAAGAUCCAAUAGGAAGCGCAGCAGUGAUGGCAUCCUCUUUGCCCACCGUUUCUCUGGAGGAGCGUCGCCGACGCAUCGAACCGGCAUAUUUUAAGGAUGCCUAUGGCGUUGUGAAGGAGGCGUACCAGUACAAGCUGGUGGAGCCUGCGGAGUCUGAUCCGCCAGAGGCCAUUUUCCUCGGCCGUAUCCGAAACGGCGAGUGGAUUGGUCUGCGGAAGCAGUACCCCUACGCAGGUUUUCCCCUCCUGUACGAGAUGUGGCACCGCCAUUUCAACAGCCCGGCUCAUCAGGGAAUGCCGAUUGAGGGCUUCGAGCUCCAUGGCGAUUCCCUCCUGACGGAGUGGACAGAACUUGUCAAAGCUUAUCUCCGCGACCUGGCUUAUGUGGGGCAUGCCACAAACGCCGAACGGGCUCUCAAGGCCACUGAGCCGUUUGAUGUCUGUCACAGAGCGUAUGUGCUAUCCCAGGAAACCCUGGGCUACCACGAGUUAAUGCCAGCUGCCACGGCGUUGUUAGACUCGGUGUAUACUCCAGCCCUCCGAAGAAUCGAGCAUCAAGAGCAACCAAGCUCGUAUUUUAUUAUCGGAGGAGAUAGCUCUCUCGCGUUGGUGACCCGCGGCGACGGUGGACGCGUCCUGAUGAAGGGGACGAUGGAACCGUCACUCCGGGAGGAGAUGACCAAGGACAUUCGCAUGGAUGGAUGUUCGGUCGUCAUGCGCUGGGGAAAAGGACUUGGAGACAUCGUGUGGCACGUGGAACAAGAGCUCAACCGAGUCCAGAAGUGGAAGAACGGCCAGGAACCGCUCGCACCGGAAGGUGUCGACAUUAUCAUUCAAUGGGGUGGUAAUGACGUCUAUGGCGAGUAUGGUUACAAAGGCUUUUCCUUCCACAUGCGCAAUGCGUGGGUUCGUGUUGAUGAUGCAUUGCAUGACACACUUUCCAAUUGGGAGACCAAGGGACGCAAGGCCGUCGAGGACCCAAAAGAUGCCCUGGUCCGUCUCUCAUCCCGGAAGGGAGUGUCCUCUGUCACGUUGGUGGCUGGCCCCCACAAUGGGGAAUUCUAUGGUCUCCCGGAGGUCUAUGACCUGGAGAUGGCACGCCAUUCCGAUGAGUUGAAGGAGCGAGGGAUCCGCAUCGUUGAUCCCCAGGCUCACAUCCUUACGACAGAGCGUUACGAUGGGUUUCACAUGGAGGCUACCCACGACAAUGUGAAGGUAACCGCCCGCUGGUUCUUUCACCUUUGCUCUGCAAUCAUGUUCGAGCGGUGGCUUGUGAAGCACGCGAUGGAACUUAAGGCCAAUUCGCGUGGUAUCCUCUUUCACAACCACUUUCACCUCGGACUCGGCUUGGAAGAGCUCGACAUCCCUCCUACCACGGACUUGCUCAUUCCGGCGGAAGCUGAGAUGGUGACUUUCCCACCUGAGGCACCGCCCGUGCAACGUUUCCCAGAGGAGGAGAUUGUCUUGAACCAGCCGAUCUUCAGCUUGGAAAAGCUUGACGAGCUUGAGGGUGUACCGCCCACUGACUAUGUCAAUGAAGUGGCAAAAGAAUCAGAGGAGCUCACGGUUGAGGACGUAGUGUCUCGUAACCCGAAUCCGGAGGACGAGCACCUCACCGUGGAAGCGGUUGACCCCGGCUCGGAGAUGGAACAAAUCGUUCGAAAAAUGAUUGAGUCGGUGAACCUGGUGAUGACGGAUAAGGAGGCUGAAGAGGUCGCCCAGGAGACGGGUGUUGCUCCAUACGAGUUUGUUGAGCCGAAUGUCACAGCUACAUCUGUCGUGGAUGGUGAGGCAGUCUCUACGAUUGCUACUUCCGACAUCCCGACGGAAGUCUGGGACUCUGGUCCGAUGGCUGUGGACUACGGCGCAGAUGACGAAGUGGAGCAUCCCCGCGGAAGUGGUGGACCCAUCUGGCUUACACCGGAUCAGCUACCUGAUGUCAAGGGUCGCAUGGGAUACUUUCGCCUCAAUGAGAUGGAGUGUGUUUCGUUGGGCAAAAAGCUGUCGUGGCACCUGCGUGGGCAUGCCAAGGACAAGGGGUUCCGCACUGUUGAGUUCGACGAAGAGCAGUCAGCAGAGAUUGGUGAUGUCUUGAAGGUCAUUGGGAAACAGUGGUCCCGCCUGACGGUGAUGACCAUUAUUGACCUGUUGACGUCCGAUCACUGUGACAAAGCACGGUUCGAACUCCAGGCGGAAGCCUUGGACGAGGAGACACGGUUGGGCCGGGGAACAAACUGGCACUUUACCCGUGUCCGAGCAUUCCAAGGACACAACGCCUGCUUGCUCGUCCUCGGCAGUGACCCGCUGAAGACCACUGUCAAACAGUGGGCCCUCGAUGAUCAAUGGAUCCCGUCCUAUGUUGAUCUACCGAUCACGGGUCCAUAUCCUUAUCGGGCAACGGCCUUCGAUCUGAUGCCAAAGCUGGCGUACCACGCCACAUACUGGCGAAAUUUCAUCAAGAUCGUCAACACAGGCCUCAUCCCGGGAGGGAAAAUGACCUCGAAGGGCAACAGCGGGAGGCCCUUCAACAUGUUCGCGAUGGAGCCUCAGUGGGAACGCACCUCCAAUCAGGGUGUCCGCCCUGGCGCGCAGCUGGAAUUUGUGAUAGACUUACAGCUCGCUGCUUGCGAUGGCUGUCGGUUUUUCGAGACAAAAGCUGGAGCGCUGCAGACGCCGGAUUGGAUCAGCAACCGGGCCAUUCUGUAUGCAUAUGACCGGUCGACUCAGGAGAUGAUCUGGGCGAACCGAGCAUACGAACCAGCGCGGAAGCGCUUGGCCCAGGCGUGCAAAGACAAGAGCCUCAACACGCCCAUUUAUGGCGAGCGGGGUCACCAGGAACUGAUCGAUGCAAACGGCUAUUGCUUCAACUACCUCGUGGCAGGCCUAGGGUAUCGCAAUUUCGACACCUGGAAAGACGCCGCUAAGGCAUGCAAGGAUGUCUACGACCUUGAUUUCUACCCAACAAGCAUGUGUGGUCUAGACAUUCGCAUCCCGGAAGGGCAUGCCUUGCAGGGCUCUGAGUCGUUGUACAAAAUGGUGGUUCACGUGGCUCCGAAGCACCCUCAUCAGAGAUGCAAUGAUGAAUCGGAUUGGCGCCGCCAAGAGAAUGUCAGCAUUCCUUCUUUUGCUUGCCCGAGCUGCGGUACAUCCAACGUUGAUGGUACAAUCUGCUGCUAUCGAUGUGAGUCUCGACUGGAGCCGCACUCAGAUGUGAGCAUGGCCUUGGAGAACACCCGUGCAAAGCAAGUUGCCGCCCGGAAGGGUGAGCCCCUGGAUUACAGGGCAUUGCAACCGAGCGGGGAGGUCAACUCCAAUCGGGCCACGGGCAACAAGAGGGAUAGAAGUGCUGGCUCUGGCCCAGCCGCUGUUCGCCAGCAGGCUGCUAAGUACCUCGGAAAGGCCUUAAAGGCGGGUUCUCGCACUGUUGUUGAGCGUCAGUCUCGUGAUCCGUUCACGGCCUACAACAAUGCAAGAUUUGGCAUAUCCAUCACGGGGCUUGAGCAACUCAUGAUUUUCGCCCGAAUGAGGAUCGCCAACCCGCCGAGGUCACGCCAGAUGAUCCAUGACCGCACUGGCUUUGACGGCGCAGCGAAGGUGAGCUUCUCAUUCCCACCGGAAGGUGAGGACCUGACACUUACGGACCACUGCUUUGUGGCGUUCGUGGACAGGUUCUAUAAGCUUGACGAAGCCGCCUUGCUAGCGUUUGCCGUCCAUCGCAAUGGCUACGUUAUGGACAUACUGGGCUUCAGCGGUCGCAUCUUGAAGCCGACCGGUCCAGUGGUACAGAUCUUGGCUAGGAUUGUGGGAUUCUUCCAAGACGAGGUACGAUAUGCAGUUGAGCGCGGCGAACAGGUGCCUGAGCUGGUCUUACCUGCCAAUCAGGAACUCCGCGUCCCGGAAGGGCUCGCCUCUCUUGGGGACAGACAGCUGAACGAGCUUCUCAUCAACACGAAGUUCGCGAGACAGCUCCCCGGCGCCAAGGGCGUCAAUGAGAGGAUCGGAUAUGCCUUUCGAGCAGGGCGGACGGAGAUCAGAGGCAGAUCAGCUCAGCCACCGAUUCCUAAGGCGAGGCCUACUACUCGAGCGACUGGCAGUGCACAGCGAGCUGGCUCAGUUCCCCCGAAGCCACGAGCGCGCCCACGCGACCCUUCUCCGGGAGUGGCAGCUACCCGUCUGCGGCCAACCGAGCCCAGCUAUCCGCCACCCGGAAGGGAUGUGCCAGGAUCGUCAACGGAUGCACCGAUGCGUCCGCCCGAGCCAAAAGGGCCUCCACCAACGACCUUGGUUGUCGAUUCAAGGGGGAACCCUAUUGACCCAUCGCAGUCGCGCCGACCGUACUUUACCCGGCAUGAUGCGCUGCUUUGGGCUCGCCUCAAGGCUUCUCGGGACAAGAACGUUCCCAGAGGAAUGGAAGAUCGUGCGGUACCGGCUUUUCACGAUUUGAACGACUUCCACCUCCUGGCACCGGAGCAUGUGGGCUACUUCCUCGCUGGCUGGAAAGAGACCCAAAACGGGAUCCGCCUGUACUGA